GUGGGAGGGGAAGAGAAAGAGAGGUGGGAAGAGUCUGUGGUCAUGGUGACAAGUUGCCCUUGACUAGAGGAGGUGCUGAUGACAGCCAACACUUCACAAGGCAACAACUUACUGCUCAGAGCCACUCAGUCAGUGACAGAGAGAGGGGAAGGAGAGGGGGAGAGAAAUAUGUAUCUCUGGGUAUUGAUAUGAAACAUUAGAUAAAUUAACAGAGAGAGAAAGAAAGAGAGAGAGGGACAUCUCCUAUCUGGCUCAGAGACUCUCAGUGACAGACAGACAGACAGAGAGUGAGAAGGUAUGUCUAGCUAUUGAUAUAAAUACUGGAGAAAUUAACAGAGAGAGACACAGAGAGAGAGUAUAGAGAUUGUAUGUGUCAUCUCUAGACAUUGCUACCAAACCCUGGAUAUAUUUAACAGAAAUACAGUCUGAGCAAAUGCACCAGUCAGUGUCAGCACUCCAGCAAAACGGUGGCUGGUGUUAGCAGGUGAUAUUUUUUUAGGGGGAGGAGAGGUUUUGCAUACAGUGUCUUUCUCUUUCAUUGCCUGGAGAUUUUUGCUUGGCUUUUGUUGGUUGGAUUCCAGGCUCCUUUUUUUUUUCCUCCUGUUUUCCCUCUGGACCCAACAUGGACUGAGCAGAACACACACACACACAGGACAGGAGAGGAGAGGAGAGGAGAGAGGGUGGGACACAAGCCUCUGGCACCCAGUCACCAUGUGGAGCUGCUCUUGGACACUCAUCCUGGCUCAGGUGCUAAUACAGUGCGCUCUACCCCUGUCCUGCAGUGUCCUCGAGCAAUACUGUGAAGCCCUGUCCUCCGCCAGCAAUAUCACAGGGCGUUACUGCAAUGCCUCGACCGACCUGAUCGGGACGUGUUGGCCGAGGAGCCCAGUGGGGCAGCUGGUGGCCAGACAGUGUCCAGAAUACUUCAAUGGGAUCCAAUACAACACCACAAACAGUGUAUAUAGAAGGUGCUUCGGGAAUGGAACGUGGGCUGUGAAGAUCAACUACACCCAAUGCCAGGCCAUCCUGCAAGUCAAGAGGAAACACCAGAUCCACUACAAGAUCGUGGUGAUCAUUAAUUACCUCGGCCAAUGUAUCUCGCUGGCCGCUCUCAUCAUCGCCUUCGUGCUUUUCAUGCGUCUGAGGAGCAUCCGAUGUUUGCGGAACAUAAUCCACUGGAAUCUGAUCUCUACCUUCAUCCUGCGCAACGCCACCUGGUUCGUGCUGCACACCAUCGACCCCAAGAUCCACUCCAGCAACGAGGUGUGGUGCCGCCUGGUCACUGCUCUGUAUAAUUACUUCUGUGUCACCAACUUCUUCUGGAUGUUCGGGGAAGGCUGCUACCUUCACACCGCCAUCGUGUUGACCUACUCCACCGAUAAGCUGCGCAAAUGGAUGUUCCUCUGCAUCGGCUGGUGUACCCCACUGCCCAUCAUCAUAGCCUGGUCCAUUGGGAAACUCUACUACGAAAACGAGCACUGCUGGUUCGGGAAAAGUCCGGGAAAAUACAUUGACUACAUUUACCAGGGGCCGGUCAUCCUGGUGUUACUGAUUAAUUUCAUCUUUCUUUUCAACAUUGUGAGGAUCCUGAUGACAAAACUGCGAGCGUCGACCACGUCCGAGACCAUCCAGUACAGGAAGGCAGUGAAGGCUACGCUGGUGUUGUUGCCGCUGCUCGGGAUCACCUACAUGUUGUUCUUUGUCAACCCCAGAGAGGACGACGUCUCUCAGAUUGUCUUCAUUUACUUCAACUCCUUCCUCGAGUCCUUUCAGGGUUUCUUUGUCUCGAUGUUUUACUGCUUCUUGAACGGAGAGGUUCGAUCCGCCAUCAGGAAACGCUGGCACCGUUGGCAGGACAAGCACUCGAUCCGUGCCCGGGUGGCCAGAGCCAUGUCCAUCCCAACAUCUCCGACCAGGGUCAGUUUCCACAGCAUCAAACAGACCACAGGCAACUGAGGCCCCGAGCCAGAGCAGCCCUCGAGGAACAUCAACACAGGAGGGUACAAACAGGGUACAGCUUUGCCAAUGCGCGUUGGUAAGCCAAAGUCACAAACUGGGACC
Callorhinchus milii (elephant shark) is the source of this 2061-nucleotide messenger RNA. RefSeq names its product corticotropin-releasing factor receptor 1-like. Bases 712 to 1956 code for a protein of 414 amino acids. Gene Ontology annotation, molecular function: G protein-coupled peptide receptor activity; corticotrophin-releasing factor receptor activity; corticotropin-releasing hormone receptor activity. The transcript has 13 exons. Gene Ontology annotation, biological process: cell surface receptor signaling pathway; adenylate cyclase-activating G protein-coupled receptor signaling pathway. The record is from RefSeq and is a predicted model, not a curated record. Gene Ontology annotation, cellular component: neuron projection; plasma membrane. Lineage: Eukaryota; Metazoa; Chordata; Chondrichthyes; Chimaeriformes; Callorhinchidae.